Electrophorus electricus (electric eel) is the source of this 2472-nucleotide messenger RNA. RefSeq names its product tumor necrosis factor, alpha-induced protein 8-like 3 (gene tnfaip8l3). Gene Ontology annotation, cellular component: cytoplasm. Gene Ontology annotation, biological process: regulation of apoptotic process. The record is from RefSeq and is a predicted model, not a curated record. Lineage: Eukaryota; Metazoa; Chordata; Actinopteri; Gymnotiformes; Gymnotidae.
AAGGCUUAGAGAGGGAAUGAAAAGCAGAGAGAGAGUCAGCAAAGACGACAAGAGACCGGCAGCCUGACUGAGGAGAAAAAAGAGUGCGAGAGUGCGAGAGGGAGAGAGAGAGCGACUUACCAAAUAGCUAGCGCUCUCAAUGUCAGCUUCAUUCUACCCACGGACAACUGCUGUGUUCAAGCCAGAGAAGAGAGUUUUCACACGAGACAGAGGAGAAGAGGCAGAGCUCUGCUGAGACCAGAAGAGAGGAGAAGAGAAGAGAGCAAACCAUGGACUCAGAUUCUGGGGAGCUGAGUGAAGGAGAGCUUUCACCAGGGCCAGAAACCUUCAACUCCAAGAAUUUGGCUCUUCAAGCCCAGAAGAAGAUCCUGAGCAAGAUGGCUACCAUGGCAGUGGCCAACCUACUGACCGACGACACCAGCAGUGAGAUCCUCGAUGAGUUGUACAAGGCCAGCCGUGAAUACACCAAGAGCAAGAAAGAGGCCCACAAGAUCAUUAAGGACGUCAUCAAGAUUGCACUAAAGAUCGGCAUCCUCUACCGCAACCACCAGUUCAGCCCGGAGGAGCUUGAGACGGUCGAGCGCUUCAAGAAGAAGAUGAACCAGGCAGCCAUGACGGUGGUGAGCUUCUAUGAGGUGGAGUACACGUUUGACCGCGGCAUCCUCUCCGAGCUGCUGCUGGAGUGUAGGGACCUUCUCCACGAACUAGUGGAGCACCACCUGACAACACGCUCACACGGCCGCAUCGACCACGUCUUCAACCACUUUGCCGAUGUGGAGUUUCUCGCCGAGCUGUAUGGCUCCAACGAGGACUAUAGACUUUACCUGAGGAAGAUUUGCGAUGGGAUAAACAAACUCCUGGACGAGGGGGUGCUUUAGCCAGCUCCUGCACCCCCUCCCCCCGGCUUCCUCACUUUCUUUCUCUGUCAUCUCCUCCUUUCUUGCUCGCUGUUUAUUGCCCACACUCCUUUUCUACCAAGUCACCAUAGUAAUGGAUUGUAUUUUCUUUUUGUUCUUUUUUUUCCAGUGGGAGAGACAGAGUAUCACAAUGCCUUGAUGUGGUUGUAUCCAAACCUCUGUGUGCGUGUGUAUAUCACUGUAGGGGCUCCUGUGUUCUUCAUGUGCACUGUGCAAUGUCAUCUGCUACCAGUCCUUCAAGAGGAGCACAGCAAUGUAAAACUGGCUACAGUGCGUGCAUUUGUGUCAGUGUGUGUGCGCGCACUCACAGGUGUGAGCUCUGAAAAAAUAAAACGUCUGAUUUGAAAAGCCUAUCCUGCAUAAUGAGCAUCACUGAACCCACUGUUCCACACGCUUUCAGAGCAAAUAUGACUAACACCUUGGCUGAACAAAGCGCAAACCAAAAAUAAAUAACAAUAACAACAAUAAUUACGGUGUACCAUACAGGUUUGAAAUAUAUUCUGGGGGCCUCCAUGUUCUCUUGCUGGACAUGCCACCCCGCCCACACACACACACACACACACACACACACUCACAGAGCCCUUUUUACUGGGGGAUUGGGGGAUUCACAAACACUGCUCCACAUGAUUCCACACCCGUUCACCUGGAGCAUGUGUGGGUGUUAAGUGUGUGUGAAUGUCUUCUUGACAAGCUCCCAAUCAUAAGCCCGGUGUGCACUUGCAAAGCUGCAAUCUCUUUAAUUAAACUUUCCUUUUGAACUCACACUAGUAUCCUUUUGUCAUUAGACAUCAUUUCAAUUACACUAAUUAGCCAGCUAGGUUACUGCCUGUGUCAUGCAGAGUUAGCGCAGUGAUGGCCAAAAUAAAUAGUGAGUGAUCUGGUCUCUGACCAGUGCCAGCUAGCUGUAAUUUCCCAGUUAGGUUUCUUGGGUAACACUGCUGUCUUAUUAAAAAGACAGCUAUGCUGGGAAGAUGCAGCAAAUCCAACAUCCUCUGAUCCAACAUUGUCCAGCAAACAAAAACCACUCUAGUGCGCCCAGCUAUCUCUCUAGAGUGUUGGAAAAAGAACAUCGCAUUCUGCUUUUGGCUUUAGUCAACCUCAAUGUGCCUAGAAAAGUCCAAAUGUGUCCUGAUGUGUUCUGAUCGGUAAUACCACAUUAGAAACAAAGUUCUUUUUCUGUUCCAUUUGAUACACACCACGACAGAUAGAGCUGUUACAUCAUAAAACCAGUUGUUUCAUUAAAAGGCUUUGUUCAAAAAGACAUGCAUUCCAUCCAAAAUUGUAUAGACUAAAUUUAGACCAAAUUACUAAAUAGGCUGAGUGAGGGCAGUGCAUAUGAGUCCAAUGUUAUCCACAAGCAGUUUGAGCUAUAUAGCUCGGGUGUCAGGAUGUAUGUUUCUUGCCUAAGAUGAAAACUGCAUCUUUGGGUCACAUAUUAUCAUUGCCUUUACUGAUGAUAAAAUAUGAGAGAAAAUGCUACAGAUAAAGUUCAGCAGGGGAAAGACUCCAGCUGACACACACACACACACACACACACACACACACACACACACAC